Messenger RNA from Suillus subalutaceus, 2688 nucleotides. RefSeq lists its product as uncharacterized. The coding region runs from base 1 to 2688 and encodes 895 amino acids. Lineage: Eukaryota; Fungi; Basidiomycota; Agaricomycetes; Boletales; Suillaceae. The record is from RefSeq and is a predicted model, not a curated record. The transcript is spliced from 9 exons.
AUGGACCACACCUUUCAUCUCCACCACCACCAGGGCAAGUUGACGGUGAUAUUGGUGGUGAGUCUCAGUCUUGAUGUCAGCGUGUUUUUUCUGACAGUGCCUUCUGAAGACGCCCGCCAUUCAUCUGUACCACCAGCUCAUGAAGUAGACGCCGAAUUCCAUGGCACGGGCAAGAACUUGUUCUGCAACUAUCACACUGGUUUGAAUGCUCAACCAUGUGAUGCAAAUGGCCAUUUUUUACCGCCUAGUACUCCACCACUGCCUCUCACAGAACAGUUACCUGAUGACUGGUCACCGUUCCGCAACUGUACUGAAUUUGAGACGGCCGAAUUCUUGUACAGCCGCGCACAAAUGUCUGCGCCAAAUAUCAACACUCUCCUUGAUCUCUGGGCUGCGUCACUCCUCAAACAUGGCGAUAUGCCGCCUUUUGCGGAUCAUAAGGACCUCUACAAGACAAUUGACAACAUCCCCAUUGGUGGCGUCAACUGGCAGUCCUUCAAAAUUCAGUAUUCCGGAGAGAAACCUGAUAUACUGUCACGAAUUCCAAAUACAAAUCAUUACUCUUUCUUGAACACUCAUGUGCCUUCAUGGAUGAGUCAACAAUUCGAUGUUUGGUAUCGCAACCCUCGUGAAGUUGCACGCAACAUCCUCGCUAACCCUGACUAUGUAAAUGACUUCGAUUAUCGCCCUUUCCAUGAAUAUUCAGUCAGUAAAGAAGAACACCAUUACCAAGACUUCAUGUCGGGUGACUGGGCCUGGAAGCAAGUGGAUAUCCUCGCUACUGACCCUGACACGCUCGGUGCGACAUUUGUACCCAUAAUACUCGGAAGCGACAAAACAAUGGUAUCUGUUGGCACCGGAAACAACGAGUAUUAUCCGUUGUACCUGUCUAUUGGCAAUGUACACAACAAUGUCCGUCGAGCGCAUCGAGAUGCGCUCUGUCUUGUUGGCUUUCUUGCCAUUCCAAAGACUACCAAUGAGCAUAAGGAAACCGAAGAAUUCUGUGACUUCCGACGCCAAAUCUUUCAUUCCUCACUUGCGAAGAUACUCGAGACUUUCAAGAAACCUAUGUCAAAGCCCGAGGUCGCGCGUUUUGGCGAUGGACAUUAUCGACGUGUCCUUUAUGGGCUAGGACCAUAUAUUGCAGACUAUGAAGAGCAGGUUCUGCUCACAUCUAUUGUGAGGAAUUGGUGUCCAAGAUGUCUCGCUCCCCGUGGAAAACUGGACGACGAUGAAGCACUAUGCCGAUGCGAGGCACACAGAGAGGCUCUCUUCAAGGAAGACACGUCUGAUGUCCUGCGGCGUGAUUUUGGUAUUGUGGGGUCUAUUGUGCCUUUUACUAACGACUUUCCUCGUGCCGACAUUCAUCAACUGAUUGCACCGGAUAUCCUUCACCAAAUCAUCAAAGGCUGCUUCAAGGACCAUCUUGUGACAUGGGUGGAGAAGUACCUCCAUCAUGUUCACGGUAAAAGGGAGGCUGAACGUCGAAUGGAUGACAUCAACCGACGACUUGCUGCCGCUACUCCCUUCACUGGUUUGCGACGUUUUCCACAGGGUCGUGGAUUCAAACAAUGGACCGGGGAUGACUCUAAGGCACUCAUGAAGAUAUAUCUACCUGCGAUAGAAGGCCACGUACCGACAGACGUCAUCCGCACGUUUCGCGCGUUUUUGGAGUUCUGCUAUCUUGUUCGAAGGAACGUCAUCAUGGAGGACACGAUCUCACAAAUAGAAGAUGCACUACGUCGCUUUCACCACUAUUGCUCAAUAUUUCUUUGGUUAGGCGUUGUCCCUACAUUCUCGCUCCCUCGUCAGCACUCGAUGAAGCACUAUCCCGACCUUAUCUGUCUAUUCGGAGCGCCAAAUGGUCUAUGUUCGUCGAUGAUGGAAAAUAAGCAUAUUAAAGCUGUGAAGCAACCGUGGCGUUGGUCAAACAGAUAUAAUGCGCUUGGACAGAUGCUUGUGACAAAUCAGCGACUCGACAAAAUCGCUGCUUUGCGUGUAGACUUCGCAAAAUGUGGUAUGCUCAAUGGUACAUGUCUUAGUGAUGCCUCAGCAGCGCUCGCUAUUGAGCUUUCUAUUCCGAAUGUGCAAGAUCUUAUUGGUCGCUUUCUCUUCGAACAACUUCACCCUCGUGACCCUCGUGACCAUGCCACCAUCCCACUGCACAGUUUCCCCAUCUAUGAUGGGAAAAUCUCUGUGGUUAAUUCCGCAUCAUCAAGAUUCUAUGCGCCGAGUGACUUAAGUGGGAUCGGAGGGAUGCGAAGGGAACAUAUACGAUCCUGCCCUAACUGGAGGAAUGCGCACACUCGCUAUGACUGCAUGUUCAUAAAUGCGCAACCGGACCUUGAAGGAAUGCGAGGGCUUCAAAUAGCACACGCACUAUGCUUCUUCUCCUUCAAGUACAAGUUCGUCUUGUACAAGUGUGCCAUCGUUCAUUGGUUUGAUGUCAUAGGUGACACCCCUGAUGAAGACACAGGCAUGUGGGUAGUUCAGCCGUCCUUUGAUGGUCACUCUCUAAAUAUUUUGGUGAUACACAUUGACACAAUCUAUCACGCAGCUCAUCUCCUUCCCCAUUAUGGUGUUGAUUUCAUCCCUCGUGCUAUCAACUUUUCAAACUCUUUAGAUAAAUUCCGCGCUUUCUAUGUCAACAAAUUCACCGACCAUCAUGCAUUUGAAAUCGCAUUUUAA